AUGAAGGUCUAUAUUUUUGUGCUAUCCAACGUUCCCACAAAACCUCCAAGAGUCCGAGUUGAUCAUAAUAUCCUGUUCGUGCGACUUCCCGAAGAAGGAGAAGGACCUGAACCUAUCGUUGUUCCUCCACCAAGGCAGGAGAACAUCGUCUAUGUACUCAACAAAAAGGACGAACAAGCUCAGCGUGUUAUCGAGGUACCUGCUCAUCCUCCAUCUGAUCCUGAAAUCUACUUCGUCAAUUAUGAAGAGGGUGAGAACCCAACUCUACCCAUUGGUGUGGAUCUCAAUACUGCCCUUGGUUCAGCUGCUGAAGCUGGUGGACAAGUAAUUGGAGCCGCCGGCGCUGGAUUAGGUGGUAACACUGGAGGAGUGGCUGGAGUAGGAGGCAGUGGAUUUGGAACGGUUAGCGGAGUGGGUGGAGUUGGUGCGAGCAGUGGAUUUGGAACAAUUAGCGGAGGAGUAGGUGGAGCUGGUGUAGGCAGCGGAUUUGGUACAGUGAGCGGAGGAUUUGCAGAAGGUAAUAUUGGUUCAGGAAGUAGCUUCCAAGUUGGUGGUGGUGUAAGUGGUUCCCAGACUGGUUCUCAAAUCAGUGUAGGUACCUCUCUUUCUGGUCUCUACUCCACUCCCUAA
Messenger RNA from Penaeus monodon (black tiger shrimp), 630 nucleotides. Its product is annotated as pupal cuticle protein 36-like. Bases 1 to 630 code for a protein of 209 amino acids. The record is from RefSeq and is a predicted model, not a curated record. The transcript has 2 exons. Lineage: Eukaryota; Metazoa; Arthropoda; Malacostraca; Decapoda; Penaeidae.